UUUUUUCUUUCUCCAACACCCUCAGAUCCCGGAAUUUCAAUUAAUAAAUCAACAGAAUUAAGUACUUUGUUAUAUGUUUUCUUUAAUAAUUGUUAAGUUGAAAAAAAAAAAAAGGAGCUUACAAGAUCCACCUCGAACCCCUCUCCCAAAUUCUUCACCUUUUCUUCUUCUUCUUCUUCUUCUUCUUCUUCUUCUUUUUCUUCUUCUUUCUUUUUUCUCUGCUCUCAAAAUUUUUCGGUUCUCUUUUUGUGUCAGUUUCUUCUUGUUGUUUUACAAGAUUGAAGCAAACCCAGUUGAAAUAUUGGUGAUAAUUUGAAGUGGGUUUGUUUUGUUUUAGAUUUGAGAAACGAUGAAAGAAGAUGAUUCGAAUUGGUUCUCCAAAUGGGAACAAGAACUUCCUUCUCCUGAUGAAUUAAUGCCUCUUUCUCAAACCCUAAUCACCCCUGAUCUUGCUUUAGCAUUUGACAUCACUAACUCAAAUCCUCUUAACGAUUCUCAUCCUCCGCCGCCUCCACCGCCCCCUCCGGUUAUCAUUCAGCCGAGUUCUACAGAUUUUGCUGAUUCGGGGGAUUUGGGUUCUGGUGCUGGCGACGAACCUGCAAGAACUCUUAAACGUCCACGCCUUGUGUGGACUCCACAGCUUCAUAAGCGAUUUGUCGACGCUGUUGCUCAUUUGGGGAUCAAAAAUGCCGUCCCUAAAACCAUAAUGCAGUUGAUGAGCGUCGAUGGGUUGACUCGUGAGAACGUAGCUAGUCAUUUGCAGAAAUACCGGCUUUAUUUGAAGCGUAUGCAGGGGAUUUCCGGCGGUAGUGGUGGUGGAGCUAACGGCGGUGCUGGAUUGGUUUCACCCGCUUCAGAUCCCGCCACCGACCAUUUGUUUGCGAGUUCCCCUGUUCCACCUCAUUUUCUUCACUCUGCUCGGGGUAAUUCCGACCAUUUCUUGCCGUUUGUUCCCGUCGGAGCUCUGCAGCAUCACCACCACCAGAUGGCGGCAGCUGCCGCUGCCGCUCAGUACCAUCGACAAGUAGCUCAUUUUGGGUCGUCGCCGCCGACGAAUGGGCAAUUUGAGAAUACGUUUUUGGCUCGCCCUGUUCAUCGGGUUGGAGCGCCAGUGAGUACUCCGGUGACGAAUUAUAGCGAGGAUUUGGAUUCGGGGAAUGGAACAGGAGGGAGGAAGGUUCUUACUCUUUUCCCCACUGGAAAUGAUUAAAAUUUCUUUCAAUUGACUUGCUCUCCGGUGGUAAUGGCGAUUUUGCCGAUCUCGAAAUCCCGGUACUCCAAUUCUAUUAUCGUUAUUUCUUUCGUCUUCUCCGGCCAAACUCGUUGGCCACCGUCGGAUAAUUUGCCGGCGGAAGCCGGAUAGAGGUAAAAUUGAUUCCAUUAUUGAAGGAGUAAAAAUUGUACAUUAAUAUUAACUUUUGUUUUACAAGACUUCGUGAAAUGCAUCCAUUGAAUUCCUCAAAAUAGAGUUGGAGGAUUUUUAGAUUUGUUCA
Cucumis melo (muskmelon) is the source of this 1493-nucleotide messenger RNA. Its product is annotated as transcription factor MYBC1-like. Lineage: Eukaryota; Viridiplantae; Streptophyta; Magnoliopsida; Cucurbitales; Cucurbitaceae. The record is from RefSeq and is a predicted model, not a curated record. The coding region runs from base 350 to 1210 and encodes 286 amino acids. Gene Ontology annotation, biological process: regulation of DNA-templated transcription. The transcript has a single exon. Gene Ontology annotation, molecular function: DNA binding; DNA-binding transcription factor activity. Gene Ontology annotation, cellular component: nucleus.